CUGUGAUUCAAUCUUAUUUCCUCCUUUAAUGUUCCUCAAAAGACCGAGCCCACAUCUCAUGCGACUCGCCCAAAUGGCCGCCCACCUCAGCAAUGGCAGCACUGCCUCCGCCUACACCAUGCGAACGCUCCCCAAAUCUAACGUCUUCACCUCGAAGCUCCCACCAGACCCCGCGUUUCCUACCCCCGCCGACUCGCAUAAGGCGCCGCGAGAGACACUAGGACCUAGACUAGUGAAGGGAGCUCUAUAUACAUAUGUACGACCGGAAAUAACACACUCACCGGAGCUCCUCGCUGUCAGCGCGCGGGCGAUGAAGGACCUAGGGCUAGCCGAGGGGGAAGAGAAGAGCGACGAUUUCAAGAGCGUGGUUGCCGGGAACAACAUGAUAGGAUGGGAUGAUGAGAACGAAGAGGGCGUGUAUCCAUGGGCACAGUGUUAUGGGGGCUACCAAUUUGGCCAAUGGGCUGGACAACUAGGGGAUGGCCGCGCAAUAUCCCUUUUCGAAACCACCAAUCCUGCGACCAAUAACCGCUACGAGAUCCAGCUCAAAGGCGCCGGAAAGACACCCUAUUCUCGCUUCGCUGAUGGAAAGGCAGUUUUGCGCUCCAGCAUCCGCGAAUUCGUAGUCUCGGAGUACCUCAAUGCCAUCUCUAUCCCCUCCACCCGCGCUCUCGCCUUGACUCUCUGCCCCCGCUCUCGCGUCGUCCGCGAGCGAGUCGAACCUGGCGCCAUCGUAACGCGUUUCGCACCCUCCUGGCUCCGUCUCGGCACAUUUGAUCUGAUCCGCAUGCGGGGCGACCGCCCCCUCAUGCGCCAACUAGCCGACUAUUCCGCCGAGAACGUACUUGGGGGAUGGGAAGCACUUCCCGCAAAACUGAGCGACCCAUCCCCUGACAGCCCUCUCAACACCGAAACCACCACAGGUAUUCCCCGCGACACGCUCGAAGGCUCUGGCAAAGACAUCGAGAACCGAUACGCGCGGCUAUACCGAGAAGUGGUUAGAAGAAAUGCGAAAACGGUAGCGGCGUGGCAGGCAUACGGAUUUAUGAACGGGGUGCUAAAUACGGAUAAUACGUCGCUCAUGGGGUUGAGUAUUGAUUUCGGCCCUUUUGCGUUUUUGGAUACGUUUGAUCCUACCUACACGCCAAAUCACGACGAUCAUAGCUUGCGGUACUCGUACCGCAACCAACCUACUAUCAUCUGGUGGAAUCUGGUCCGUUUUGGCGAAGCGUUGGGAGAGCUAAUAGGAUCAGGUGCGGGCGUGGACAAAGAGCAGUUCGUUGAGAAGGGCAUACAGGAGGACGAGGCGAAAGAGUUAGUUGAACGCGCGGAGAACUUGAUUGAGAAGGCUGGGGAGGAGUACAAGGCCGUGUUUAUGGGGGAGUAUAAACGGCUCAUGACGCUGCGACUAGGCCUGAAGACAUUCAAGGACAGCGAUUUUGAGGAGUUGUUCAGCGAGUGGUUGGACCUGAUGGAGGCGCACGAGCUCGACUUUCAUCACUGCUUUCGGCGAAUGAGUGGAGUUAAGCUGCAGGACUUGGAGAGCGACGAAGCUAGGAAAGAUGUUGCAGGGAGAUUCUUUGCGAAAGAACCGCCGCGGGAUGAGACCCCGGCCAGAGAAAGAGUCGCGAAGUGGCUGAAGAAAUGGGGGGAGAGGGUGAGGGAGGAUUGGGGAGAGGGCAAAGACGGUGAGCGAGAGACAGAGAUGGCGAAGGUUAAUCCGAAGUUCAUCCCUCGCUCUUGGGUCUUAGACGAACUCAUAGAGCGUGUGGAAAAGAAAGAAGAGCGCGACAUUCUGCAGGGUGUUAUGAAGAUGACGCUGAAUCCCUUCGAAGAGAGCUGGGGGUGGAACGAGAGUGAAGAGGAGCGGCUUUGCGGAGACGUGCCGAAGUAUAAGGGUAUGAUGCAGUGUAGCUGUAGCUCGUAGAUUCAGCGCAGCGACAUGAGUGUACGAUAUAAAAGCACAUAUGAGUACUAUACUGAAUAAGUAUCUAUGUUUGCAAACUGAGAUGGGCUAGUAAGAAUAUGAAAGGGAUGC
Messenger RNA from Mytilinidion resinicola, 2038 nucleotides. Its product is annotated as UPF0061-domain-containing protein. The transcript is spliced from 6 exons. The record is from RefSeq and is a predicted model, not a curated record. Lineage: Eukaryota; Fungi; Ascomycota; Dothideomycetes; Mytilinidiales; Mytilinidiaceae. The coding region runs from base 74 to 1927 and encodes 617 amino acids.